GAUAACAUGAUCUUGUGGUAAACCCCAGAACUGAGGCCCCAGGAUGACAGAACCUGAGACCCUGGUCCUGCUGGAAGUGAAGGGGCCUGAGGCCUCGGAGAAGAGCCCACCUCAGGCUUUGGUCCCCAAUGGCCGGCAGCCAGAGGGGGAGGGUGGGGCUGAGUCCCCUGGAGCUGAGUCCCUCAGAGUAGAAUCUUCAGUUGGGUCCCCCAUGGCUAGAGAGAGGACUGAGGAUGGUCUAGACAGCACAGUAAGUGAGGCUGCUACUUUGCCCUGGGGGACUGACCCCCAGCCCAGUGCCCCAUUCCCAGAUCCCCCUGGCUGGCGGGACAUUGAGCCAGAGCCCCUAGAGUCAGAACCACCUAUCAAGUCAGAGGAGCUAUCUAAAGAUGAUGACAACCUGCUACCUGAGAAGGCAGCCCGGGCUUUUGUGCCCAUUGACCUACAGUGCAUUGAGCAGCAUCCCCUGGAGAACCUCAUUGUGCGUUGUGAGGCAAGCAAGGGUGAGAGCCUGAACUUCCUGCCCACCCGGGUCACUCCUUCGGAGCCCCCAGAGCGAAAAUGGGCUGAGGCAGUUGUCAGGCCACCUGCCCGGUCCUGUGGGAGCUGUGGGAGCUGUGGAGGUCGUGAGGGGCUGAGAGCUGUGGUCUCAGUGGUGGCCGCACUCAUCCUCUUCCCCUGCCUACUGUAUGGAGCAUAUACCUUCCUGCCCUUUGAUGCCCCACGGCUGCCCACCAUGAGUUCUCGCCUGGUCUACACACUGCGCUGUGGGGUCUUUGCCACCUUCCCCAUCAUUCUGGGGCUCCUGGUAUAUGGACUCAGCCUGUUGUGCUUUUCUGCCCUACGGCCCUUUGGAGAGACAAGGCGGGAGGUGGAGAUCCACCGGCAGUAUGUGUCCCAGUCAGUCCAGCUCUUCAUCCUCUACUUCUUCAACCUGGCUGUGCUCUCCACCUACCUGCCCCAGGAUACCCUGAAGCUGCUCCCUCUGCUCACUGGUCUCUUUGCCAUCUCCCGGCUGAUAUACUGGUUGACCUUUGCUGUGGGCCGCUCCUUCCGAGGCUUUGGCUACGGCCUGACGUUCCUGCCACUGCUGGCCAUGCUAGUAUGGAACCUUUAUUAUAUGUUCAUUGUGGAGCCUGAGCGCAUGUUCACUGCCUCAGAGAGCCGCUUGGACUACCCGGACCACGCCUCUGACUACAGGCCCCGACCAUGGGGCUGAGCUGCUUAGUUAAGCACGGUGGGCCCACCACACUUCUCUCGGUCGGUUGCAGGCCCCUGAAACCUCAGUGGAAGGAACACUACUACUGCCCCAUAGAGGUCCUGUCCCAUUCAACAGAGCCUGGACUGACUCCUGCCCUCCCUUACUCAGUAGCUGCUGUUGCCCUUCAUCUUUGGAGCCUGGGACAGUCAUAAGGGAGAGAUUUCUUGCAGGGAAAGAGGUAGACAGCCAUGUGCCUUAAGGAUGCUGAGGACAGAGGCCAAGACACAGGGAAAAGCAUGGUUCCUUUCUGAGCAGCCUCCAGGACCAUCUCUGUGCCAGUUAUCUAAUCAGAGGAACUCAAGAGAACUGGAAAAACCACCCAUGUCCACAGAUAAAAGCUGGCACUGGAUCAAAUAAGAUUUUCACACUUGAUGACAACUUUCCUAGGGGCCUGGGUUCAGGAUUCUAUUACUGGCCUUAAGGACUCUAUAGCCUCUGUCAAGAUUAUUAGGCUGCUGCCUCUGUCCAAAGCUGCUGUCUCCUCCCUUCCAAACUGUAGGCCCCAUUGUUUCCCAUCUCCAAAAUUCCCAGAACUCACAUCUCCCGUGGGAAGAGAAGGGCAGGAGAUCUGCCUCCCAAGAGGGCUGUGUGUGUGUAUGUGUG
Molecule: messenger RNA, 1864 nt
Organism: Castor canadensis (American beaver)
Lineage: Eukaryota; Metazoa; Chordata; Mammalia; Rodentia; Castoridae
Gene: Tmem79
Product: transmembrane protein 79
Biological process (GO): regulated exocytosis
Cellular component (GO): lysosomal membrane; trans-Golgi network membrane
Source: RefSeq, a predicted model, not a curated record